AUGACAAAGUUUCGCCCCUGUAUAGACCUGCAUGCUGGCAGCGUCAAGCAAAUUGUCGGCGGCACCCUCUCCACCUCGACUCCGAGCGACUUGAAGACGAACUGGACUUCAGAGCACCCCUCCGCGUACUAUGCCUCGCUAUACAAGGAACACGACCUUGCAGGCGCGCACGUGAUCAUGCUAGGCCCUGGAAAUGACGCUGCAGCGCAGGAAGCGCUCGAGGCGUGGAAGGGCGGCAUGCAGGUUGGCGGCGGCAUCAACGAGGGCAACGCAGGGGAGUGGAUUGGGAGGGGGGCAGAGAGAGUCAUCAUAACCUCGUACCUCUUCCCAGACUCGGUCUUCAGCAUGGACCGCCUCAGGGGCGUCCUCUACGCGUUAGGCAACGACAAGAACAAACUCGUCAUCGACCUGUCCUGCAGACGCAAAGACGACAAGUGGUUCGUAGCCACCAACAAGUGGCAGACCAUCACCGACUUCGAGCUCAGCCAGGAAUCUAUACAGCUCCUCGAGCCGCACUGCUCCGAGUUCCUCAUUCACGCCGCUGACGUCGAAGGUCUUCAGCGCGGCAUCGACCACGAGCUGGUCACGAAGUUGGCCGAAUGGUGCAGCAUCCCCGUGACAUACGCCGGCGGCGGACGGUCGAUAGCUGAUCUGGAGCUGGUGAAGGAACUAAGCCGCGGCAAAGUAGAUUUGACGAUUGGGAGUGCGUUGGACAUAUUCGGAGGCUCGGGCGUCAAGUUUGAGGAGUGCGUGGCGUGGAACAAGAAGCAGACAUGA
Messenger RNA from Ascochyta rabiei, 777 nucleotides. RefSeq names its product 1-(5-phosphoribosyl)-5((5-phosphoribosylamino)methylideneamino)imidazole-4-carboxamidisomerase. The transcript is spliced from 3 exons. Gene Ontology annotation, molecular function: 1-(5-phosphoribosyl)-5-[(5-phosphoribosylamino)methylideneamino]imidazole-4-carboxamide isomerase activity. NCBI's taxonomy places the organism in Eukaryota, Fungi, Ascomycota, Dothideomycetes, Pleosporales, Didymellaceae. The coding region runs from base 1 to 777 and encodes 258 amino acids. Gene Ontology annotation, biological process: L-tryptophan biosynthetic process; L-histidine biosynthetic process. Gene Ontology annotation, cellular component: cytoplasm. The record is from RefSeq and is a predicted model, not a curated record.